AGGGAGAAGAGCGAGCGUCGGGAGCAGGAGGCUGGGGGUGGGGGUUGCCCUCGGUGAAGCCCAGUCCAGGAGCGCAGGAGGCUGGAGGUGGGGGACGUCCUGGGUGAAGCCGCGUCCGGGAGCGCAGGAGGCUAGUGUGGGAUGGGGGGUGCGCCCUGAGUAAAGCCCCGUCCGGGAGCAGGAAGCUGGGGAGGGGGCUCUCUGGGUGAAGCCUCCCGCAACACCCACCUCACCCCGCUCAGGCUGAGCCCUCUGGCGUCAUGGAGAGGCUCGUCCUAACCCUGUGCACCCUCCCGCUGGCUGCGGCGUCUGCUGGCUGCGCCACGACGCCAGCUCGGAACCUGAGCUGCUACCAGUGCUUCAAGGUCAGCAGCUGGACGGAGUGCCCGCCCACCUGGUGCAGCCCGCUGGACCAAGUCUGCAUCUCCAACGAGGUGGUCGUCUCUUUUAAAUGGAGUGUACGCGUCCUGCUCAGCAAACGCUGUGCUCCCAGAUGUCCCAACGACAACAUGAAGUUCGAAUGGUCGCCGGCCCCCAUGGUGCAAGGCGUGAUCACCAGGCGCUGCUGUUCCCGGGCUCUCUGCAACAGGGCGCUGACCCCACAGAAGGGGCGCUGGGCCCUGCGAGGGGGGCUCCUGCUCCAGGUGGGCCUCGGCCUCCUCAGGGUCCUGUUGUGAGGGCCCUCCCUUUACGCCCCCUCCUGGCCCUGCUGGCCCAUCCCGUCUCCUGCCUC
Messenger RNA from Pan troglodytes (chimpanzee), 733 nucleotides. It is a transcript of the gene LY6L, whose product is annotated as lymphocyte antigen 6 family member L. The coding region runs from base 261 to 677 and encodes 138 amino acids. Gene Ontology annotation, cellular component: plasma membrane. NCBI's taxonomy places the organism in Eukaryota, Metazoa, Chordata, Mammalia, Primates, Hominidae. The record is from RefSeq and is a predicted model, not a curated record. The transcript is spliced from 3 exons.